This is a messenger RNA of Vigna angularis (adzuki bean), 888 nucleotides long. RefSeq lists its product as uncharacterized. The transcript has 2 exons. NCBI's taxonomy places the organism in Eukaryota, Viridiplantae, Streptophyta, Magnoliopsida, Fabales, Fabaceae. Bases 133 to 648 code for a protein of 171 amino acids. The record is from RefSeq and is a predicted model, not a curated record.
UCGACGGAACUCGAUUAGGUUUGCAAAAGAUCGUUCGCGUCUCGCCCAAAACCAAUUCCUCCGCCCCUGCCGUCGUUUGCGGCGCAUUUCGAGCAAUCUUCGCUGCCAUUUCUAUUGACACCGGCAAGUCCGAUGAUGCAGAAUAACCCAAAUCUCAUCUCAGUUGCUGACAUGUCCAUCGAGUUUGAAUCUCAAUCCAUUUCCACCCCGACGGCCCAAGCCCAAGACAGAUCCAACUCCGGCUGCGCCUUGCUAUUGCCUUCCUGCUGUCUGGGGCCACGACGCCGUUCCUCAUGGUGGGAGCGCGUCCGCUCCACCUCCUGGUCCCACUCCAAUUCACCUUCAUCCGGUGACCGAUGGUGGUCGCGUGGCCUCAGGGCGCUCAAGAAGCUUCGCGACUGGUCCGAGAUCGUGGCCGGCCCCAGGUGGAAGACCUUCAUUCGCAAGUUCAACCGCAACCGCGCCUCCAAGCGCAUGCCCAAGUACCAGUAUGAUCCAAUGAGUUACGCCCUCAACUUCGACGAGGGCCAUAACGGGGAUUACAGCGACGACGCCGCCCUCCGCAAUUUCUCCACGCGCUACGCCGCCGUCAACGUGAAGUCAGUUUCCCCCAAGGCCCGUGACACCGACGACGCCGUUUUCGUGUGAGUGGUGGAGUGGGCACGGUACUACGCGUGGUUAACGCGGUGAGUCCUUUGGUUGGUAGCUGAGGCUGCCCCUUCGCCUUACUUUUCACUUUUCAUUUCCUAUCGCCAAUUAUUUACUCUUAUUUAUUUUCCUAUAUAGUAUAUACAUCCCAUAUAAAUCGGAAUGGUCACAUUACUGUGUAUAUACACUUUUUUUAUUUUUUUUCCAUAUUCUAUCAUAAGUAAUUCAAUUUUUUUUUUA